AUGAAGAGGGGCCUCCUCAGCUGCAGCACAGCCUUUGUCUCUGCUCUCUGCUUUGCUGCUGCGGGGGCCCCCCUCCCAUACCUGACGCCGUACUGCAACUUCCUGCAGCAGCAACAGCAGCAGCAGCAACAACAACAGCAGCAACAGCAGCAGCAACAACAACAACAGCAGCAGCUGUUGUCUCCCUCAUCUCCUCUAUCUCGUCUUCUCUAUCCUUUAUCUCUAAACUCUUCUGCUGCUGCUAAGUGCACAAUGGGGGCUCUUACAACAGCAGCAGCAGCAGGAGGAGCAGGUACUGCAACAGUGACUGCAACAUCACCUGAAAACCAGCAACAGCAGCAGCAGCAGCAGCAGCUGCUGCUGCGCCCCACAAAAGAACCCAAGGAGAAGAGGAGGGCCGACUAUAAACCAACAGAUUACCUCAUAGACUCUGUAGAUCUCUGCUUCCGCCUCGAUGCAGAAGCAACAAAAGUAAGGCAGCAGCAGCAGCAGCAGCAGCAACAGCAACAGCAGCAGCAACAGCAGUGGUAG
Eimeria acervulina is the source of this 531-nucleotide messenger RNA. RefSeq lists its product as hypothetical. NCBI's taxonomy places the organism in Eukaryota, Apicomplexa, Conoidasida, Eucoccidiorida, Eimeriidae. The transcript is spliced from 2 exons. The coding region runs from base 1 to 531 and encodes 176 amino acids. The record is from RefSeq and is a predicted model, not a curated record.